Molecule: messenger RNA, 1623 nt
Organism: Exophiala mesophila
Lineage: Eukaryota; Fungi; Ascomycota; Eurotiomycetes; Chaetothyriales; Herpotrichiellaceae
Exons: 1
Coding region: 1-1623 (540 amino acids)
Molecular function (GO): iron ion binding; monooxygenase activity; oxidoreductase activity, acting on paired donors, with incorporation or reduction of molecular oxygen
Source: RefSeq, a predicted model, not a curated record
AUGGCAUGCUUUGCAAUAGCGAUCAUCACCAAGCUAGCGAGUUAUUUUUCGACUUGUAUGAGCUCGGCGGAUAGCGUUCAGCUUGCUGGAGGAGCCUUUGGCUGGAGGCACGCAAUGGGUUUCUUGAAGGAUCAUCAGAACUAUAUCAGAGAUCUAAGGUACCCGCCAAAGUUCCAAGUAGGCUGUGACAAGGGCAAUUCUAAUUGUGAUAGUGAGAGAGAUGCACAUGGCAUUCACAGGCUGCAAGUUUUCACUGCUUCACUUGUUCUCGUGACAAGUCCAGUUUUUGCACAACCACUUCUCGUUGACUUUCGCCUCCCACUCUCUACGAGAGAUAUGAUGCUACACCUCCUCGAGAAAGUGUGGAAUGAGAAGGGCGAGUUACGCAGAAGCGGCAUCACCGAAAAAAGGCUUCACCGAGACUUGAGCGCACUAAUGGGACAAAAGUUCAUGCUCCAUGCGUCCUCAGUGAUCAACGAUGAGCUUGCGCGAGAGAUUUUCAUCCCGAAAACCUCUGGCAAGAUAAGCUCAGACAUGAAAUCCAUCGCAUCAGGUUCAGAGAGGGAUGUGGAAAUCCGCCUCUUUUCCUUUUUGCGACGAUUGGUGGGAAAUAUAGCCGUAAGAGCGAUUAUGGGUCUUGCUUUCACCACCAAUAACCCAAAUUUCGUUGACAAUCUCUGGGAGAUUGACGCCAAUGUGAAGCUUUUGCUGUUAGGGCUAGAGAAACUUCCUUUACCGACCGCACGAGCGGUCAGGAAAGCAAGGGACGAGGUGGUCAGGGCAACAUUGGAGCACCACAAGGCUCUGCUUGUAGGCGAUCAAGGGGAACGCUCCACCUUUGGGGAUUUAUCUGACGUUAGUGACAUCUGCAAGACGCUCCUCCAGGGGUGGGCAGAAUUGGGCAUCUCGACCGAAUCAUGUGCAUCGACCACAUCAGCAAUUCUCUGGGCCGCCAACAUCAAUACCGCACCAAUAGUGUAUUGGAUGAUCAGACACCUCUUCCAACACAGGAAUGUCUUGUGCCAAAUACGCAGUGAGGUGGAACCUUAUGUCCAGCACAGCUCAGAUCAAGAUCCUCAGAUCCGCGUGGACAUAGAAGCACUGACUUCUCGUUGUUCCCUCCUUAGGGCGGUCUUUCUGGAAACCCUUCGGAUGGAAGCACACACUUUUUCGCUGAAAAUGGUGACAGAAGAUUGCACUGUCUUUCCCUAUCAAGCUCGAGGAGGGGCGGAACAAUUUCCGCUAAAAAAGGGAGAGAUUGUAUGUGUUGCGCAUGGGGCGCAUCAAAUGGACCCGGAGUACUUUCCUGAAUCCUGUGAUUUCAACCCCCUUCGCUACGAGGAACGAACAGCGGGCGGUAAAACUGAUCAUCCUAGGACGUCGUAUGGAGAUAUGUUCGUUUUCAGUGGCGGGAAAGCAUUAUGCAAAGGCCGCGCUUUUGCCCAUGCUGAAGUUUUAGCAGUUGUUGCCGCAUUCGUCAUCUCCUGGGAAAUCGCUCCAAUGGAUGAAACUCCACAAUGGCGUAAGACCGACCGGGUAAGCACCAGUGGGGCUUAUCUUCCAAUGGAGGAUCUCAAAGUUCGACUGCAAAGACGAAUAGCUUGGGGUGAAUGUCGACAUUAA